AUGGAGUUCCCUGCUUCAUAUUACGGGGACAUUGAUAGAAGAAACCCAGUUAUUUUAGCGUUUGAACGAGAGGUUAGCUCGUUUUUAACGCUAAUGAAACGAUUCACCUCUACGCCCAGCCAAGACAACAGUUCUUACGCCAGAGGGGUUAAACUGCUGGUGGGGAUUUGCAGCAAAUACAAACAUCGACUGCCUUCGAAGCUGUACCAGGAACACAUGCUGCAUAUUGCAGAUUUUCUUUUUGGCAUAAAGUUGUACAACCUGGCGUUAUGGCAUGGCUACACCCCUCACCUGCAGCAGUUCAGCUCAGUGGAUAUAACUGAUGUCACAGAUCUGAGCACUUUUAUGGCCUGCUUUUUCCCUGAAGGCUUUGAUACAGAUCAACACACACUGAACAUGAAGUUCCGUGCACUACAGGGCUGCUACCUGUGUAUAUUUGAGCAGGAGAAGAAGCAUGAUGUCCUGAGCCAGGCAGGACUCUGCAGGCUGCUGUGUGUGCUGAACUUCAUCAGGGUCAUGAUGCAGGCCCUUCAGCAACAUGAACACCUCUGCUGGCAGCUGUAUAAUGGUUCACUGCACAUCUACAACAUCUGUCGCUACCUAAUGACCAUGAACUUUAGUGCACAGGUGCUGGAGUUCCUGCUGUGGGCCAGUAUUAGCGUCGAGCUGUCAAUCCCUCUGAUGACUGUGAAAUAUCUGCCCUGGAUGGUCACGCUCUACUGUGCUGUCUGCCAGUGUUACUACGACAUCCAGGCUGCAGUGCAGGCAGAGGUCUUUGCCAGGAGAGCCUUAGGAAAAAUCAAUGAGCUAGCUAAACUGGAGGAGCAGAGUGGAGUUCCUGCCACCAGAGAGACUCAGAGAGCUUACAAAGAAGCCUCCAUCAAGCUGGCCACCAUGUUGUUCAAGCGGGCAGUGUAUGAGCCCAGGAAGAGACCCAAAGGCAUGUUCCGAGCCAAAACCAAGGGCAACCUGAAGGACAUACCAAAUGUGCCAUGGCCUCGUACCACAACAGAGCAUGUGUUAAUAGAGCUGUAUGACAGCAGUGCAGCACAGUUCUUAGGCAUCCUUGAAGCCCUGUGGGACAGCAGCAGACGCCCGCUGCAAACUGGUAUGCCAGAUGAACCAGAGCUGCAGGAGGUGGUCCUGGAACUCCUUUCUGCUGGCAUCAGUAUUCUGGGUGGAAUAGGAGGCGCUAGUGAGCAAGGGCGUGAUGACCGCCUUUUGAUGUCUCUCAGCAAAUGUACAUCUGAGUCCACUUUAAUGGAGUUAGCCCUCUCAGGAGAAAACAAAGUAUCAUUCAUGUCUGCAGUGAAGUUCAUCAAGUUGUUGUUUCAUUAUGAGCAGUUUGAUGUAUUUACUGCACUGGCCAGAGCAAUGCUGCAGCUGUUACCUGAUGUUGAGGGGAUGCCACUCAGGAAAGCAGAGCUUGAGUUAGCUUUGCUGGACAGCUUCAACAGUUUCCAGUCUUCCGAGAGGAUCCGCUUUAAGGAGGACAUUCUGAUCAAUGAGCGACACAAGUCUGAAGCCGUGAUGAGUGCUGAGUUCAUUACCCUGGUUGACACCCUUCACAAGUCUGUUUGUGGCUCUGCUCUGGAGGUGCAGCCAGACAGGGACCUGAUUCUGGAUGUUGUGCUGUUCCUGUGGUGUAGGAUAAAGCCUGUGUUUCAGAGAACUCAGUUCCAACACUGGGAGUCUAAACAGGACUUGGGAAAACAAGACCAUCACCACAAGUGGGUGUGGUGCCUGUUUUCCCUGUGCGAGGUGGCCUCUGUCAGUGACCUGGUGACUGUUGACUGCAUAGUGGUGGCAGAGAUGACUCUCAGACUGGCCAUGCUGCUGGAGAGCACUGCUGACUCAGCCAGUGAGGCACAUGGUGUAAAGCCCAACCCUUUCUCUCCUCUUGAGAGUUCCAUUACAGAGCGCUUUCAGAAGGUAUGUGAGGUGGUAGAGAGGGGUCGUGACGCUCUGGCAAGGGGCUGGGACACACUGUUGACCCAGAAUGGCUCAGCCAUCACUGACUCCACCUUCCUGCAGACAUUUAAACCUGGUUCCUCGCCAACCCACUCUCCACUUCCUCCAGCAUCAGGGGCGGGUGCUGAAGAAAAUGGGAAUGGAGUGAGUGAGAAGAGGGAAGAAGAGCUGGAAACCAUGGCAGAAUCAGAGGUUGGAGGGUCUCAUCCCACCCUGUCUAUGCGUCUGUCCCUGCUGGCCACAGACCUGCACCUGGAGCUUGUCACCAUCCAACACAGGGUCUCCCUCAAGUCAUUGCAGUUUAACCCAGUUCUGACAGAGCCUGAGCUCCUGGAACAUAUCAGGAAGAACAAGGUAUCCAAAGCUCUGUUCCUGAUGCAGAAAGCUUUGCUGCUCUACAACAACAUGGAGCCAAGUAACAGCAGUAAAACCAAGAUGCUUCUUGAGGAGGCCUUGACCUUGAUAGAGAAAGCUGGGGUGGAGGAGAGGAAGCUGUAUAAUGCUACCACUUGUCCAAAUGAAACUUCUACAUCUGAUAACAACAGAGGAAAGAAGGAGGGAAAUGAAAGGCCUCCACCUCCCCCCAUCCUUCUUUCCCGCACUGAUCACUCUUUAACCUUUACCCCAGCACCUUACAACAUGGAGGAACAGGUGUGUUGGUACCAGCUCUGCGGCCGCACAGCCAAGGGUGUGAACCUUAAGGUCCGUCUUGGAGACUGCAGCCUGCCUGGAACUGGAAAUUUGGUACCAGCUUUGCACAGCCAGUGCAAACUGACGGUGGAGGGGCUGGAGCCCAACCAGAAGUAUGUGUUUGCUGUGGCUGCUUACAACUGCCAGGGCAAGCUAGUGGGCAGCACCAUAGGAGAGACAACUGAUCCAAUCGUAGCAUCUCUGCCGCUACCACUGCUCACCACCUGGGCUCACCUGGCACAGGUGGCAUUUCAAACUCAGCAGUACACUUUAGCUAAGAGAGCCUGCAGGGAGUUGUGGAGCCACUAUACCCAUCCCAACCCUGAGCCCGACAGCACACAGGGGAGCCUUGCUCUCACAAGGCUGCGUGUCCAGACCCUGCAACACUCUUCUUCUGUCCUCCUUCAGUUAUUUCUCACCUCCAUUUUCAUUGAGACAGAGAUUAACAUUCAGCAGGGGGCACUCUACUGUGACUCAGUCUGUGACAAUGGGCCGCUUAUCUGGGGACAGGAAGCCAGAUUAGCAGAAUGUGACCGAAUGCUAGUGGCUAUGGACCUGGCUAUGUGGAUGAAUGACAGUGGUGCUGCCCUGCAAGCUACAGUAGGCUGUUACGGCCUCUUGGCCCCUCUAAUCUUCCAUCAGAUCACUUGUGAGCCCGUAGUGCAGGUGCUAACAAAAUGCCUGAUACUUUUGGAGGAGAAUUCAGCUGUUCUAAAACAGAAACAUACUGAAGACACCUCAGGUUCACUCAUGCACAUGAUUGCCUGCAUCACCUACUAUUUGUCAAAGGCAUUGCGUGUGCUCAGAGAGUAUCAAAUGGCUUCUGUCGUGAUGACCCGCGGUCGCAAGCUGCUGCAAGAGGUUUAUGAGAGCCAGCUGCAGCUCAGUAGACUUGUCAGUGAGACUGAGGGGCUGAAAGCGCUGCAUGUGGAGAAUGAAAGAGGAAUCUUAAAUGAUGCAGCUUCCACCUCAAACAGUGAGUCAUCACCGCCACAUGAGCUGACUGGCCUUGAGGAUCCUGUCAUACUUUAUAAUGUCAUCACCAUCAGCAAGUUAAAGUGUGCCUAUCGAGAUGUGAUGAAGUUCAGGCAUAAGCUAGGUUUCACUGAGUUUGCUGCACUGCUGCUACAGAGAACCAUGGAAGAAGACCAACCAGAGCAGGUCAUACAGUGGGGACAAAACAUAUUUGAAUAUCUUUCCAGGCGUGACGAAAGUCUGGGUCUGCGUGUAAAAAUUUUUGGGGGAAAGAGCCACAACAUAAAUUCAUUUGUGCUGGAUCUGCUUGUGUGCAGGGAGAUGCAGGCUGAGGAGAACCUGCUAAAGCUGAUGGCAGCAAUGACGCGUUGCCACCAGAAGCGCCUUCAGCAGAGGAGUGUGUGCUGCGAGGAGAGAGUGUGGAGGUCACAGCUCAACCAUAGCAUGGCUCAGGCACACAUAGCAUUGUUGCACAAGACUCUGGACCGGCUGCAUGGAGCAGCCUUGCAGCACAGCUAUAGUCAGUUCAACCCCUUGUUUUUCUCUCUGGCCCAUUCUGGGGUCCUGGUGCGAAUGAAGAACUCCAACUACGAUGUUAAGGACAACCUUCUGGCUGCACACAAAGCAAUCAGUGGAAAGGGUUCUGUCACAGUGCAGAGCUGUACGGAGGGACAAAACUCUUCUCAAACUGCAAUGCCGCAAGCACCCAACAAGCCCCCUGUCAGGUCCUCUUCUACCAGACGCAGUGGCAUGUCGCUGCUGGACUCACUCAACAGAGCUGCUUUACAUUUUCGCAGGGCUAUGGUCCUGGCCCACCGUGGUGGCCAUUGGACAACUCUGCGGUGUGUGUGUCAAACUCUGUGGGACCAAGGCUGCAGAAUCACUGCUUUGGUUCAGAGAGCUGCUCAGUUACACUCUUCCUGCCCCAUCUCAGUGGACCAGCUGCACACUACCCUCACUCCACUGCUGGUGCUGGCCACUGACCUGCUGCUGGACAUGCUAGACAGGCUAGGGCUGUGGAGUGUGUAUGACAGCGAUGUCGGUGAUGAGGAGCUUGAGGCCAGUCUUCGCUUCUCUGCCCCGCUGGACCACAGCAACCAGGUGGACCUGCGUUGGGUCCGAACCCUGGUUCUGUACACCCUGCAGCUGCUCCAUGACAGGGCCAAAUGGGAAACACUGGUCCACUUUGCCUUACUUUUCAACUCAUAUACACGGGAACGCUACACCUUGACAGUAACUCCUCUACAAGUCCACGCUCAGAGGAGGCUGCUGGAAAGGAUUACGACCCUUGGAGGGCCUUCAGUUCCUCAACCACACCAUGUGAAAACACAGAAGGCCACUGGCAAGGAGAUAACUUGCAGGAGCUAUGCUGGCUGUCAGCUGCUCAGUGGAUGGACCCCUUACACUAAGACCUCCUCUAAUGUAAACAACUCAACUGCAGAUGUGUUGUGUGUCUAUGGUGCAGAGAUACAGCGCUCCAUGUGUCUGGUGUGUGUUCCUCUGGAUGUGGAGGAUACACUGCGCUGUUACCGUCAAGCUCUAGAGAAAAGAUUGUACUGUCUGCAGACUUUCCAGCACAGCCGCUCGCUUCUGCUGUUGCUCUUGGCACACACACAGCCUUUCUCGGUGGCACAGUUGCGUCAGGGCAGCAGCCCCUUCCACUCUCCAGGCCAGGUUGGAUUCAGUCCUGUUGUUACAUCAACUCCAGAGUUGCAGCCUCAGGACCUGGCAGAAGAGGACUUCAGCACUCUGAACGCUCUCUACAGCCUGCCCAUUGGACCUAAGCACACACACUCUGUCAUUACUGCAUAUUCAACAUCCAUAAAGUACCUCCAGGCCAACAGUCAUAACUCCCUCAGAGUCCAGGCGUUGCGUGACAUAGGAAACCUUCAUUUCUACAACAGAAACACACGGGCUGCUCACUCAUAUUGGUGUAAAGCAAUAGACUGCGCCCUGCUGAGCACAGACGUGCUAGAGAAAUGGGAUGGGGUGUCCUGGGGUGGUGGCUCCCUGCAACACAGCCUGAAGCUGACUGGGAUUUGGGGCUGUCUGCAGGCUGCUGUCCUUGCUGCCAAGAUUGCACAGUACACCUUAACAUCUGACAUAGGCCAACGGACGAAAUGUUGCCUUCUGUCUGCUCAUCUCUUUAAGUGUGUGCUGUGUUGCUCCCUGCCUCAGCCUCAGUGCGACCUCCACUAUGCCUCACACAUUCUUGGGGAUGAACUUCUCCCUGGAGUUGACAUUUUCGCUGAACCUCACAGACUUAACCUGGGCUCCACUGUAUCGAGCCUCAGCUUCCUUUGCUACUGGCUGUACACCACAAGGCACUACAUCACGCUGCUGCCCAUGCUGGCCCUCUACCUACACUUUUCAGGAACUGUAUGUCAAGAUGUUCAGCGUACUGCUGAGGGAAAAAUACUGAAGAUACGCACUCUGACUGAGCUGAGUCUGUUCGCUGAAGCUAUAAAGGAGACAGUUCACCUCACACAAGGAAAGGGAAUCCCACGGGCUUAUGGGCACAACAUCUGUAUUGACAAUCCUCAGCCUGUGAGGAGAUUCUACAGUAACAAAUCUCUCCUGGACAAUGCUCAGGUUUUGGCGGACAUUGUGAAUUGUGACCUGGCUCCAGAGGUCCGCAUGUUACUUGGAUCCACACUGUGCCACCGGUGGAACCUGGCUCGGAUCCAGCUGGUCCUCACACUCACUAGCACCAUACACAGCCUUCCAUGGGCAGAGUCUGUUGUCAACACCACAAGGAGUCAUCCGAACAGCUCAGUGCACCAUGAAGAGGAUGGCCUGGACACUGAGGAGAACAGAGCCAUGAAGAGAACAGAGCCUAAAGUGCUGGUUCUUGACCCCCAAAGGGACAAGCUUACUCCAGAGAAAAUUAAGUUCUUGUUGCUGGAAAGCACAUUCCCAUUGCUGAAUUGCAGCUUGCAGCAGCUUCUGCCUCAGUCCCGCUGCAAAAAUGAAGACCUGGAAAUGACCAUAGAGGCCAGCCUGUUAAUGGCCAACCUUUACCUGCAGCAAGGGCAUGCUGCACUCAGUUCUGAUAUGGCAGUGUCAGCCUUGGUGUUGCUGCACAUGUCUCCUGUCAUCAUGGUAGGAGCUCUCUCUUCCUCUCAGAAUCCUGCCUCUCCACUCCCAGAUACCACAGCUGGUAGUGAGCAGGGCAGUACAGGUUCACGUGGUGUGUUCAGCCCCCUGCCUACAGACUGUCCCAGAGCAGUUGAGGCUUGUGAGAGAACUGGAGCUGCUCUGUGGUUGCACUGCCGUCUGGCUCUGGUCCGUAGCCUGGCAGCACACAUCCCUGGCACUGCUAUUUUCCCAGGUAAGGACAGUAAUGAGGAGGCAGCACGGGUGUUAAAGGAGGGUCUUGAGGAAAGUGCAUUGUGGGGAGACCCAGACACUCAAGCCCUUUUGCUGUUAGAGGGUGCUGCACUGGAGGCACAGAGAGGACAGCCUAAAGCUGCCAGAAUCUCAAUGCUGCAGGAGGCUGUGAGCCUGCUGUCAGGCCGGACUUGCAUGCCUCCAGGCUCAGGUGUGACUCUAGCUCAGGCCACCCUGCUGCUCGGUGACCUGAGAGGAACACACAGCACCACACUGCUGGAGCUGACACAAAAACUACUGCAGCAACAGCUGUGUGUCUUUGGUGAAAAUGUGGUGUUGGAGGAUGGACAAGUAUGUUUCCCUCCACCUGGUCCCAGCAACAUCUAUCUGCCUCACCUCCCACUUCUGGCUAAGGUCACUAUGCGCAUUGGUCACACCCUGGCUGUCAAGGCUAUCGAGAGGCCUGUCUCUGCCCUUCCCUCCCUGAGCCACCUAAACACCUCCAGUCCCACAGGUCCCUCCAUGGUCAGCCCCUUCCAGAUACCCAGAGUUGCCCCGAGCCCUGAUGUAGUCCAGGCUUGGCAUGAUGCCCACAAGGUGUUGCAGUCUGCACUGACUCUCUCCCAGUUCUGUGCCUACAGAAACAUGCAGCUGGAGGCUGAUCUACUCUACUGUCGCGGUGUUGUGGAGCGCAGUCUGAGGUAUCUCAGUAAAGUCAAGCGACAGGAAGUGGCUGGGACCUUCCUGGGGUGCAUCCAGACUACAAUGACACACUGCCACAACCUGCCGCUGAUUCGUAAUUGUUACCUAGAGCUUGCGCUUCUUUUCCUCCAUGACUGGCAGCAUAUACCACACAAGCCCCUAGAGACUACAUCUCAAAACAAAAUCUCACACUGGAAGCGUUUGCUACUCAAUCUGAACAGAGGUCUGACUGUGAGAGAGGGAUACCUGCUGCUUUUCUGGACCUACCUCAGAGGGGCUGCCAUGGUGCUGAAAGCCAUGUCUGCCUGUAGCCAGCUUUGUGGCGCCGUUGCAGGUGGAGAGUCACUGUCUGAAAUGGCCGUCAAAGCCCUACCCAUCUUUGCCGGCAAUGACCUGCUUAAUCCCUGUGGUGGUGUGGAUCAAAUGUCUCAGGACGCAGCUAACCAGUCACCGGAGGCAGAGCAGAGCCUCAGAGCUCUCUCUCUCUCUCAUCUCACUUGGACCCAUGUGGCUCGCUACUACAUACACCUGCUGAACCUGCAGAAAACAGAGAGUGAACCAGUGUGCACUCAGAUUGGGGAAGGCCUAGCAUCAUUACCGAGAGAUGCUAGCCCAGCAUCUCGUCUGUCUCAGCUUCACAAUUUCCUCUGCUCGCACAUGACCAGCUACAGAGAGAACUGCUGUGCUCCUGAACCUGCACCUGCUGAGAUAAUACUGCUGCCACAGAUUGUACAGCUGAGCCCUGCACUGCGAGCCUGUUUAGGCCAGGAGCAGGAAGAUGAGGUGUACCGGUGGUCCAUCUCCAGUAAACAGCAGCUCUGUAUGCAGUGGCAUCAGCCUGCCCUGAGCCCUGCACCAGGAUACCAGGACAUAGUGUUUCUAUUGUAUGGCCACAACAGACAUCCUGUGUCUGCCACAAGAGGAUCAACCAUUGCUGUAAUGGGGCUGCAAUGUGGGCAACAUGUUAUUAAAAUAGAAAGGGCUAAGGCGGUCCAUGCACAGCUGUGUGAGCUGUGUGUGACAGCAAACAUGACACUGUCUGUAGCUGCCAGCUUCCACUGCACCUCAAAUACCAAAACCCAGAAGCUCAAUGAAACCUCUAAAGAGUCUCCCAACCAACACAUGCAGAUGCUAAAGGAGAAGAUUCUGAGCUGCUGUUUGUCCAUCAAGGAUCUUCUGCAGUCAGGCUCAAAGUCUGACCCCCUCACCGAGGUACCAUUUGAGAUCACUUUGGAGAGCCUUCGUGACCUUGAGCGCUGUUUCAACCCAGCUGGUGGCGCUAUAGUGGAUGCCUCCUCUCUGACUGACUGGAUCUUAUCUGUCCUCACACAUUCCUGA
Myripristis murdjan (pinecone soldierfish) is the source of this 9006-nucleotide messenger RNA. RefSeq names its product cilia and flagella associated 54 (gene cfap54). Bases 1 to 9006 code for a protein of 3001 amino acids. Gene Ontology annotation, molecular function: protein binding. The record is from RefSeq and is a predicted model, not a curated record. Gene Ontology annotation, biological process: cilium assembly. The transcript has 68 exons. Lineage: Eukaryota; Metazoa; Chordata; Actinopteri; Holocentriformes; Holocentridae.